Messenger RNA from Wallemia ichthyophaga EXF-994, 1623 nucleotides. Its product is annotated as Cysteine synthase. The record is from RefSeq and is a predicted model, not a curated record. Gene Ontology annotation, cellular component: cytoplasm. Bases 1 to 1623 code for a protein of 540 amino acids. The transcript has 4 exons. Lineage: Eukaryota; Fungi; Basidiomycota; Wallemiomycetes; Wallemiales; Wallemiaceae. Gene Ontology annotation, molecular function: cystathionine beta-synthase activity; cysteine synthase activity.
AUGUCAACCAAUAAAGAGUUAAACGUUUACAGCGGUGAAGAUGCCCUCUUGGACUAUCUGAAUCCCGACAAAACACCUCCAACUCCACUCGUUGAACUGCCCAAUCACAAGUUCGCAAAUGACGAUAGGAUUAGGAUAUUUGCUAAGGUGCACUCCGCACAUCCGCUAAACAACGUCAAAGCGUUUCCUGCUUUUAACAUGCUUGAGAAAGCCAAAAGAGAUGGUGAAAUCAAACCAGGAAUCACCAAAGAAAUUGUAGAGUAUUCAAGCGGCUCAACCAUCAUGUCUUUAAGCGUUAUUGCAAGACAGAUGGGGAUUGAGAGGACGAAAGCCAAUCUCUCGAACAAAACAAGUGCAGCCAAGAUAGACCUCCUGCGUUUCUUCGGAUUGGAGUUGAACUUCAGCGGUGGUCCAAGUCAGCCGCUCAGUAGCGAUGUUUACGGCGGUAUCUACCAUGCUACUAACCGAGGGAAAGACCCUUGCUCCUUAAAUGUGGAUCAGUAUACCAAUCCAGAUAAUCCUGCGGCUCAUGGAAGGUGGACGGCUCAACAAAUACUCAAGCAGCUACCAAAUGUAGGCGUUUUUAGCGCAGGUAUUGGAACGGGUGGAACUAUGACUGGGACUGGUCUUGCUCUGAAAGCCAGUACACCAAACAUUACCAAUGUAGGUGUUUGUACCACAGCAGGUGACAGGGUACCUGGUCCAAGAGCUCUGUCCAUGUUACUGCCAGUUACGUGGUACGACUGGCGCGGUGCGGUCGAUACUAUCGAAGAAGUCGGUAGCAAAGACUCGUAUGAAUUGAGCUUAUGGCUUUCGAGAAAUGGUAUCAUAGCAGGACCUUCCUCUGGCUUUAACUUAAAGGGUCUUUAUAACUAUCUAGACCGAGCUAAGGAAAUGAAGGAGCUCGACAAGUUGAGAAGUAGUGAAGAUGGGUUCGUAAACUGCGUCUUUAUCUGCUGCGAUCUUCCAUACGUCUACAUGAGCGAAUACAAAGAGAAGCUAGGUGAAGCCUACUUCGCGCCCAUGCACAAUAGCGAGUUGCUGGGUGUAGACAAGUAUCCAUAUCUCGAUGGAUGGGAGUUGCAUCCUGAAGAGGCUGCCGUCAUUGCCAAGCAAGUGUCUACGCAGGUGUUGGAUCUUCGAAGCAGCAGCUUGUUCAAUCAUUUCCGAAUACCAUCUUCAGUAAAUAUCCCAAUACUUGAAGACUUAUAUCCACACUACACACCUAAUCCUUUCUUGAACGCGAGCGAGAUGGCAAGACAAUGGCCAAUUCUUGAUGAGAAGCUGGCAGCAGUAGCUGACCCUUAUCGCGGAAGCAAGUGCCUAGUAAUACUAUGCGAAGACGGCGGUACUUCUAGGAGCGCUGUGAGUGUCUUGAGAAAUUCUGGCUUCGAAGCGUUUACAGUGAGGGGGGGAAUCAAUCGCUGGACCGAUGAGGGUAAACCGAUUGAGAGAGCAGCUGAUGUUCUAACAAUAAGCAAGUCGUCGCUAUCUCAAUUAUCUACCAAAACUGGAAUACUCGUUGAACACAAAGACCAAGAAAAUUCAAAUAGAAAACUUUCAUCGUCGAAGCGCUUCAUCCGAUUCAUUCGCAGAGCUAGACAGUCGAUAGUCAAGACAUAA